Messenger RNA from Sphaeroforma arctica JP610, 231 nucleotides. RefSeq lists its product as hypothetical. The transcript has a single exon. The annotation marks the transcript as partial. Lineage: Eukaryota; Ichthyosporea; Ichthyophonida. The record is from RefSeq and is a predicted model, not a curated record.
AUGUCAAUUCUCACUAUCUCUUGUCGUUCGACCUAUCCAGGUGAGAUCACCCUCAAGGAGCUUCAAAUUAAGGAGAAUGUGUUGGAUGGUCUAGAGCUGCCCAUUAGGCCUGUGUUGGGUGUUGUGGAGUGUAUCUCCAUCACCAUUCCAUGGAUGAACAUUCGUACAGAGCCUGUGCAGAUUAGAAUCAAUGGCGUUCUGUUGUUGGUAGCGUCCACAGAUGAAGUCAAG